AUGUGUGCCGGACCGGAUCUCUUCGCCGUGUUGACAGUCUCGGCCUCGGUCGUCCUCGGCCAAGCACUGUGGGAGUCCGACCAAAUCAGCACGACAAUAUGUCAAUGGCAACAGCUUCGAGCGGCCGUCCUCCGGGACACAGUAUACUUGGACGGCGGGAAUCUAUGGUGGUCACCUAAGUUCGUCGACGGAAGAACGGAGAGACUCAAAGACGAUCUUAACCCACUUGGCCACAUGUACACCCUCAACUUCAGCACACCGGUUGAGACAUCCGACAACAUUUCGGCCAUCUUGGGAGUGAUCGAAACUGGAGGCGGGGGUACCAACCCCCGCGCUCCGACUUACGAGGACGGCGCCCUCCUCGGCAACGAUGCCGAGUUCUUUCUCUACGGCGGCCUGAUGGGGCGUCCACAUACGACCCCGGACCCGCCAGGGAACGAGGUGCUUUACUACGAAAAGUACCUGUACGGACCAGAACGACCGUUGAACCAGCCCUUCAAUUCCAAGGCACUUGGAGGGAACAUGACCCGCUACAUUACCUACGGGGGCGCUGCGAGCGCACCCUCGGAGAACUUAGCGUGGUAUUUCUCCGGGAUGCGCUCUGCAACCUGGGGCAAGAUCUAUAAACCGGGGGCCAACGACAAUAGCUCGUUCGACGCCACCGAGGUCUCAAACACCCUCAUCACGCUAAAUAUGGAGAGGCAGCGGUUCGAAACCUUCAAAAAUGACACGCUGUCGCCGGGCAUCGAAGGUCGAGCAAACCCGGAACUCGUCUGGGUGCCCGUCGGCCGCCGCGGGAUACUUGUGGCUCUAGGGGGCGUCGUGUAUCCUGAUUUCGCCUCCGCAUUCGCGAUAUCAGCCAAUGAGACAGCCAGCAAAUGGCAUAGCCAGAGGACAGUCGGCGGCCCGGGUCAGCUCACCCGCGGUUGCGCCGUCGUAGCUCGUGCGCAGGACGGUUCAAGCUUCAACAUCUACUACUACGGCGGCUACGAUGGCCUGGAUUCGACGAAACCCUUUAGUAGCGACGUUUGGGUCCUGUCGUUGCCGUCGUUUACCUGGGUCAAGUUGGCGACCGGUGGCGCAGAUGGACGCGCCGGGCACAAGUGCGUCACGCCAUACCCCGACCAGAUGCUGGCCAUCGGAGGCUACCAAGGCCUGACGGCGGCUGUCCCAAAAUGUCUUGACGAGACAAUCAGGGUGUUCAACCUCACUACUGGGAAAUGGCUCACGCGGUAUGACCCUGCAGUGUAUGCCAACUACACCAUCCCCAGCGCCGUCGUUGACAAGAUCGGCGGGUCCGGCACCGGGGGCGCCACGGCCACGACCCCGAGCCCCUCGUGGGAUGCGACAGAGCUUGCGGGCAUCUUCAAUGAACAGUAUCCGAUGAGCAAGAUCACGACAUUCUACCCGUAUGCCUCGGUCGGCCCAGCCAAUAACACUAAUCCGGAUGCCCCGCCCCCCGACGACGGAGGCGAUAGCGGAGGAGGCCUCCCCUCAUACCUCCCCCCGGUGCUCGGUGUUGUCCUGGGUCUAGUCUUCUUGACUAUGGUAGCGGUCCUGAUCCUCCUCUGGCGCCGCCGCAGACUACUGCGCCGCAGCGGUACCGCUAGCGAAGCCGGCACCGAGGACACCAACGGCAAUCGCAUCGCGUCGUGGCUGCGCGGCCAGCCUACCGAGGUCAAGACACCGACCCUCACCAAUUCAUCCGAGUAUUUGCCUGUGAGCUCGACAGAAGUCGACAGCAGCGUCACCGGCGCCGCACCCCCGAUGUCUAUCGCCGAGAUGAUGGACACCGGGCAAAUAGCCGAGCUACUCAGGUAA
This is a messenger RNA of Chaetomium globosum CBS 148.51, 1821 nucleotides long. RefSeq lists its product as uncharacterized. Gene Ontology annotation, molecular function: protein binding. Bases 1 to 1821 code for a protein of 606 amino acids. The transcript is spliced from 4 exons. The record is from RefSeq and is a predicted model, not a curated record. Lineage: Eukaryota; Fungi; Ascomycota; Sordariomycetes; Sordariales; Chaetomiaceae.